AUGACUGAAUACUGGAAUUGGGCUCGAACAUUCCAUUGCCGACCUCGUCUCUAUGCAGAACCGAAAUCAAUUGAUUCUCUUCGAAGUCUCUUGGCUGAGAUCAACCAAACUAAAUCGAAAGUUCGUGUUAUCGGUUGUGCACACUCUCCAUCAUCGCUAGCUAUGUCCAACGAGGUUUUGAUAUCAAUGAAAUACUUCGAUAAUAUUCUUGAAAUCAAUGAAAAAGAUAUGCAAAUUCAUUGUGAAAGUGGAGUACUCAUACGCACAUUGAAUGAAACUCUUCCGCAACAUAAUCUUUGCUUACCGGUUCAAGGUUCUGUGAAUUACUUGACACUAGCCGGUGUUAUUUCGACAGCUACGCAUGGAUCAGGCAUUCAGUAUGGUUCCAUUUCCUCGUAUGUCCGGUCUAUAACUCUAAUGAAAUUAAAUGGAGAUUUACAGGAAUAUCGCUUAGAAGAUGACGAAGACUUAUUUCGUUGUUUGACAUGCGCUUUGGGAACAUUUGGGAUAAUUGUUAGUGUACGUUUACAAGUUUGUCCAUUGUUUUACAUGGAAUUAAAUCAAUAUUCGUUAGGAUUUCAUAGUUUAUUAAACACAUUGCCCAGUCAUUAUUCCUCAUCAGACCAUUUUCGUUAUAUGUGGUAUCCGCAUACCAACUCCGGUGUUGCUUAUCAUUUGACUCGAAUUAAUCCACAACCGAUUUCACACAAGACUUCAAUCUUUUCACGAAUAUUUGCCUGGUUUAGAUAUUCAUUAAUUGGUCACCAUUUUUGCGAAUUCUUAUUCUACCUUUCACUAUACAUGCCAAGUUUAGUUCGACCGAUUAAUACAUUCUACGCCAAACUCGACGGCAAAUCCCAACACAAAAUCGAUCGUUGUGACAAAUUAUUCAAUUUCGAUUGUUUAUUUCGUCAAUAUGCCAGCGAAUGGGCGGUACCCUUAGAUCAAGCCGUUUCCUGUCUAACCGAAUUACAACAAUCCAUGGAAGUUCAUCGAAGUGUUCAUUUUCCAAUUGAAAUACGUUUUAGUAAAGCUGAAGAUUUAUCCUUUUUAUCACCCGCCUAUGGCCGACAAACAUGCUGGAUUAAUACAGUUGCCUAUCGACCGUAUGGAGUCGACCAUUCUCUUCAUCGAGCAUUUUUUCAAGCAUUUGAAAAAAUUUGUCUUAAACACAAUGGCAGACCACAUUGGGCAAAGGAGCAUCCAUUGAAACGAGAAGAUUUCGUUCGCCUCUAUCCCCAUUGGAAUCUGUUUCAAAAGAAACGUCAAGAGUUCGAUCAAAAUAAUCUGCUUAUUAACGACUGUCUUCAGAAUAUAUUUUAG
Adineta ricciae is the source of this 1323-nucleotide messenger RNA. Lineage: Eukaryota; Metazoa; Rotifera; Eurotatoria; Adinetida; Adinetidae. The record is from the annotation of a GenBank genome assembly.